This is a messenger RNA of Penicillium coprophilum, 1740 nucleotides long. RefSeq lists its product as uncharacterized. Gene Ontology annotation, molecular function: DNA-binding transcription factor activity, RNA polymerase II-specific; DNA binding; zinc ion binding. Lineage: Eukaryota; Fungi; Ascomycota; Eurotiomycetes; Eurotiales; Aspergillaceae. Gene Ontology annotation, biological process: DNA-templated transcription; regulation of DNA-templated transcription. The record is from RefSeq and is a predicted model, not a curated record. Gene Ontology annotation, cellular component: nucleus. The transcript is spliced from 5 exons. The coding region runs from base 1 to 1740 and encodes 579 amino acids.
AUGCGGUCACCGAUUCCCUGGGGUAGGAAUGUGUGCUGCGCGGGAUACCGCGCGGAGAUUGCGGCCGCACCACUCGCCACCGACAACCUCAAGACAUUUGGUCUCUGCUUGCUCAAUGUUUCUUCUUUGUACUUGUCCAAGAUGAACGAUACGUCAUCGAAGGCCCAUCAGACCUGUGGUCCUUGUAAAAAACAUAAGCGCAAGUGCGACAAAAAUUUGCCCGAAUGCAGUCUUUGUGUUCGGACAGGCCGCACCUGCGAUUAUGAUCAUAGCCCCAAACCACCCCCAACCGCCGACGAAUUCGUAGCCCUCCAAUCCAGGAUUGCAGAGCUUGAAGAUCGUCUUAGUAGUACUAGUCGAAUCUCUUCGUCGGCUAGCAUUACAUCCGACUCUCACAACUCGACAUGGCCCAACCAGAUACAGCGGGACGACCGAUUUCCCUCCGCACUAUUCCUGGAUGCCGACUGUUAUCAGUGGGCCGGGAUGCGGCGUUCGAGACCAACAAUUAACAUACCACUAGAAGUCCUCGCCAUCCUCAACGAUGGGGGCGGUAUUUUGGAGAGUUCGACAAUCUAUUUUGAAACUAUCCAUUGUUGGAUGCCAAUAAUUUCUAGGAAAAGGAUCGAUUUGGGCAUUCCUUUCCAGGAUGGUGGCCCCGAUCUUGCAAUGCUUUUCCUUGCAAUGAAGUUGGCCACUGCUCAUACCUCUUCUUCAACAGAGCUCGCCAACAGCAACUCGCUGUACGUAACCACAAAAGCGUUUCUGGCGACCCUCGAGGCAAACAGUGUAGUGUCACUUCGCUGCCUUCAGGCCAUGGUUUUGGUGGCCCUCUACGAAUACAGCCAUUCUAUCUACCCUGCCGCGUGGAUGACAGUUGGCGCUUGCUCCCGUUACGCCGACAUGCUGGAACUUACAUCUGCUGGGAAAACUUCGAGAACUCUGAGCCCUUAUACAACCUGGACCGAAGUUGAAGAGCGAAGACGCGUUUGGUGGGCGAUAUUUAUCCUCGAUCGGAUUAUCUCGCUCGGUAGUAGGAGAAGAUUCUCCCUCUCGGAGCCGACAGACUCUGAUACUUUGCCAGUGAAUGAUUCCGCAUGGAAUUCCGGCGAUGUGACGCGCGCACUAAAUAGCGCCGUCUCCACCCCCUACUCUGUUGCUCAGUCUCCAUUCGCCCGCUUGUGUCAAAGUGCUCUUUGUAUAAGCCGAGCUGCGGAAUCACUGGACGAAAGUCUAUCGCUCUAUCACCAUCCGGACAAAUUCUUGGAUUUUCUCGCUCCUCGCUGCCUGACCUGGUCCGCACUCUUCAUGCAUCUAGACAACCUCUGUUGUCCGGAAAAGUUACGAGAUGAACCCGGCUAUAAUCUUGCUGGAGAUGCUAAAACCUCGGAAGAGCAGCUCCUCCAGGUCCAGGCGACUGUCAUUGUGAAGAGCAUAAGUGACCAAGUGCAUAAUGCAGCAUUAAGUAUUAUAGGGUUUCUAGAGGCUAGUCCGCAAUACGGAACUCAUCUUGGGAAGGUCAGCCCAUUUGUGCUUGACGCAAUUUACUGUGCGAUGGCGACAUAUCAUUGGGUGCUCCGGGAAUCUGGGGAUGAAGCAAUCAGAUCAAGCCUAGGAGAUAUAAAAGAGUGUAUGGGGAAGCUGGGGGACCGGUGGCAGCUGUCGCUAGAGUAUCUUUCCCUUGAGGAAGUCUAUAGCCGCGCGACGGUAGAUUAUAGCUUUAUGGGCGACCAGACACUAUAA